AUGACUAUCUCAACUUCCACGAAAUAUCGCGUAGCUGUUACUCAGCAUGAGCCGGAAUGGUUUGAUUUGCAGAAGUCGGUGGAAAAAACAUGUCGUAUUAUCACAGAGGCUGCAGAUAACGGUGCGCACAGGACUCGCCCAGUCGACCCGAUUCUCUCUACCACAUAUAUCAAGAACUCCCUAGUCGUCGAUUCCGAUGAGAUGAGAACCAUCCAAGACUGUGCCGCGAAGCAUGGAAUCGUCGUCUCUUUAGGAUUCUCCGAAAACGACAAUAACUCAUUGUACAUUGCGCAAGCUAUCAUCGAUGGCGAUGGAACGAUAGUUAUGAAAAGAAGGAAGCUAAAGGCUACGCAUAUGGAGCGUACAAUUUUUGGAGACUCUUCUGGAGAUAGUCUUAUGAAUGUUGCUUCGACUCGCGUUGGAAAGGUUGGAACUCUAGCUUGCUGGGAACAUUGUCAACCCUUGUUGAAAUAUCAUACUUUGCAUCAAAGGGAGCAAAUUCAUUGCUCGGCAUGGCCACCCAUUGUCAAUCAUACUGGUGGACCUGAGCUAUGGUCAAUGUCUCUGGAAGGUAAAGAAAUACAAUUCUCUCAAUUGCAGGGUGUCACUAACACAUAUUUUCCAGGAUGUCAAGCCCUUUCCCAAGUAUAUGCCAUUGAAUCUCAAACCUUCGUUCUUCAUACCACCACUGUCAUCACAGAAAAAGGAGUCAACGCCAAUUCUUCAGAAGGAGGAGUGUUGAUGUCAGCGCCAGGAGGUGGUGCCUCGGUUAUUAUUGGGCCCGAUGGUCGGGUUGUGUCGACGCCUCUCGAUUCUACAACUGAAGGAAUCGUCUAUGGAGAUAUUGAUCUUGAUCAAGCGCUAUUUGCGCGAAGUUUCUUGGAUAUCUGUGGACACUAUAGUAGGCCGGAUCUUUUAUGGCUUGGAUGCGACACUCGUGAACGCAAAUUAAGGGUAGAGGAGAAGCUUGAAGUCACGGAGAAGUGCUGA
This is a messenger RNA of Botrytis fragariae, 990 nucleotides long. RefSeq names its product putative cyanide hydratase protein. Bases 1 to 990 code for a protein of 329 amino acids. The record is from RefSeq and is a predicted model, not a curated record. NCBI's taxonomy places the organism in Eukaryota, Fungi, Ascomycota, Leotiomycetes, Helotiales, Sclerotiniaceae. The transcript is spliced from 2 exons. Gene Ontology annotation, molecular function: catalytic activity.